AUUCCACCCACCCAAGUCCCAUACACAGACGAUAGACCAAGACCCACAUACACAUAAACAUGAAUGAAAAUAUAAAAUAAGAAAGAAAAAGUAUCGUCUUUUUAAUCUUCCCACUUUCUUCUUUGUCAUGCUUGAUAAUUGAUAACUACCUCAUCAGUCAUCACUUCACUAGUCUUUUCUUUUCUCACACCCUCUUUUUAAGUUUUUAUUAUUUUUUUCUACACAACACCUCCCAUACUUUCUUCCUUUCUUUUUUGAUCGUUAGAUCAUUAUCUUCUCUUACUUACCCAGUAAAUAGUGGGCUAUAUUAUUAACACCCAAAAAAAAAAAAAAAAAAAAAAAUAAUUCCCACUAUAAAAUAGAAACUAAGGUCAAGAAUUUUUAUCUGAUUCGAAGAAAAAAAAAAUGGGAAUAAUGGAACAAAUGAUGAGAACAACAGAAGUAGUAGAAGAUGAAGAGAAGAUAAAAUGGCCUAUUUGGUUGAAACCCCUUUUGAAAACUAGCUUCUUUGGCCAAUGUAAGACUCACCCUGAUGCUCAUAAAAGCGAAUGUAACAUGUUUUGUUUGGAUUGUAUGAAUGGCGCGCUUUGCUCUGUUUGCUUAUCGUCUCACAAGGAUCACCACGCAAUCCAGAUAAGGCGGUCUUCUUACCAUGAUGUGAUAAGGGUAACGGAGAUACAAAAAUAUGUGGACAUAACAGGGAUACAGACUUACAUUAUCAAUAGCGCCCGCAUCGUAUUCUUGAACCAGCGACCGCAGCCUCGGCCCGGUAAAGGCGUUACUAAUACUUGCCUUGUUUGCCACCGUAGUUUACUUGAUUCCUUCUCCUUUUGCUCACUUUCCUGCAAGAUAAAUGGGACAUCAAAAAAUUUCUGGACUGAUAAUAAGACAAGGAUCGGAGAGACAGGAAAUUCGAAUUCAGACUCGGAAGAAUCCUUGAAUAACUAUUACAAUGAAAAGGGGAGUGCUGCUUAUAACAAUUACAAUUACAGUUACAAUUACAGGAAGAAGCUGCAGAGUUUUUCACCAUCAACACCGCCAAGAACGACUUCAUCUGGCUCAGGCGGUGCAGGUUACAGGUCUGCAAAGCGCAGGAAGGGUAUACCUCAUAGAGCCCCUCUCGGGGCACUUCUCAUACAGUACUAAAACUGCUGCCAGCCUGCCACUACAAUAUUACUACUACAGCUACCACAGCUCGCUACAUCUUUGCUAGUUAACGCGAUCUAUACUAGUCCGUGCAGGAGUGCACUCUGUAUAUUACACAAGACUAAUAGCUGCAGGUACUCUCUUCUCAAGUAUUGUAUAUGUACAUAAAUAUAGACAGUUAGGAAAGACUUAUAGAAGAUAUGAAUAGAAGCAAUACAAGUAAGUUUAAGAGCUUUUUUUUCUUUUUUCUUUUUUUGGUAUACACACAAAGGUAUAUGUAUGUGGGGAGGAAAUCGACUUUGAUGUAAAUACCGAUAUACUACGUAUAUGUAAUGUAAUGGUGUAGGUAUAUGGCGCUUGUUCGGAUACAGGGGAGGUUCUGUUAUUUUCUUAAAGAAAGAAAAUUGGAAUAAAUCGAUCGAUCAUAAUACUUUAGGUAAUGUGAAAACAAUUAUGUAAUGUAUGUUUGUAUAUAAUUGAAUGAUGAAAGUAACUUGUCAUAUUUGAUAGCAA
Molecule: messenger RNA, 1659 nt
Organism: Chenopodium quinoa (quinoa)
Lineage: Eukaryota; Viridiplantae; Streptophyta; Magnoliopsida; Caryophyllales; Amaranthaceae
Exons: 3
Coding region: 406-1146 (246 amino acids)
Source: RefSeq, a predicted model, not a curated record